AUGUCGUCUGAAAAUGACCCAAUAAAGCUGAAACUCCAGGGCACACCCCGAGAGAUUGGAUUACAACAUGGUCGCGCAUUGCGUGAACAGAUUCACAGCCAGAUAUCUAUCUACGACACCAUGUUCCAACACACCUCAAAUUUAGCCUGGGCAGAUGUUCGCGAAGUCGCAACUGAAUUCCAGCCCACGCUCCAGAGCCUAACGCCUCAUUUGUUGACAGAGAUGGAGGGUAUUGCAGAGGGUGCCGGGCUAGAUAUUCUGGAUAUAAUCGCUCUCAACUGCCGAAGCGAGAUAGCGCUAGGACGAUUUUCCGAUGGCUGCACGUCACUAUGCUGGAAGAAAAGCGAGACGACACGAGUGCUCUCGCAAAACUGGGACUGGACGGCGACUGUUAAGAAGAACCUAGCAAUGGUGUCUAUUGAGCAAGUUGGAAAACCGACUAUCUAUAUGGUUACCGAGGCAGGGAUCGUCGGCAAGAUUGGAUUCAAUACCAAUGGCGUCGGAACUUGUCUUAAUGCAAUUCGCGCCAAACCGAUGACUAGUAGCAAGGUUCCAAUCCAUGUUGCGCUUCGGUUGUGUUUGGAGAGUACUUCUGUCGAGAACGCCGUGAAGACGCUUGAAUCUCUCGGUGGUGUCGCUUCUGCCCAGCAUAUCCUUUGCGCGGACAGUACCAAAGCCCUGGGGCUUGAGCUAUCGCCGGUGGGUGACAAGCAUAUCUCCGAGGAUGCAUCGGGGAUUAUCGGCCAUACCAAUCACUUCAUUGAGAAUCGAUAUGUGAAUGAGCCGCCGUGGCUGUCCGGAUCACCUAUCCGGCUUAAGCGGCUAGGGGAACUAACACAGGAGUUGAUUCAGGGCGGUGUUCAGGGCGAUGCUAUUACCCCUACUUUACUGCGGGAACGUGUCUUCUCUGAUACGUAUAAUCAGCCGCAGUCAAUAUGUUGCCAGGAGGAUCCGUCGCGCCAUAUCUCGAAUAGAAGUAGUACUUUGUUCAACAUUGUUAUGAACUUGGACCCGAAGAACCUGGGGGCGGAGGUGGUCUUUGGCCGGGUUGGGUCUGGAGAGGAAGGUAUCGACACCAUGUCUAAGUGCAUUUCCCACGGUACGUACGCAGAGGAGCGUCAAUUCCUCAUGACCACGCUGUAUACUCAUAUUCCCAUGCUGAGGGAUGCCGCCGAUGGGGGUGUGACGAUGGUCAUUAAUUCUCUGAAAUAUCUCGUUUCACGAAUUGCUGGCCUGCGACUGGCCGGACAGGCUUGUUUUAAGGGCGAUCGCUCUCGCUGGACAGCCAAGUGUGAAAAGCUCACUGGGCAGUUGACAUGUUUUAUAGAUACUCUCGAGGAGGACCACAGCAACGCCCCCAGAGUCGCCAACGAUAUUGAAAAUAUGAUGCUCUUUUUGGUAUUUUGUUUUCCUAAGGAUCCUGAGGGCAAAGCUCGAAGAGAACGAAGUGCUGCCCCGUCGCCUGAACCUAGGGGUUGA
Penicillium griseofulvum is the source of this 1479-nucleotide messenger RNA. RefSeq names its product putative acyl-CoA:6-aminopenicillanic-acid-acyltransferase. The coding region runs from base 1 to 1479 and encodes 492 amino acids. NCBI's taxonomy places the organism in Eukaryota, Fungi, Ascomycota, Eurotiomycetes, Eurotiales, Aspergillaceae. The transcript is spliced from 4 exons. The record is from RefSeq and is a predicted model, not a curated record.